GGAGAGGAACAGAGAAACGAAGCGGUAAGCGGAGAGGAAUAGAGGAUCCCUCCGACUCUUCUCACUCCAAAACCCUACUUUGCCUCCAAGUAAACCCCUCCUCCCACUCCCCGCCCCCUUCGAUCUCCCUCUCUGAAAGCCCCUCCUCCCUUCCUCCUUCAGUCCUCCACCAAUCCUCUCUCCCGUGAUCGUCUUCCACUCGAUCACUGCGUUGUUUUCGUGGUCCGGCGAAGCGCUGAAGGUCCGUUGCCGCUUCUUCCACUCGUUCUUGCUUGUCGGCCGACGCAGUUCCUAUUAGUAUCAUCUUUCUAGAUCUGUUAUUGAAUAGCAACAUCUUUAAGUAUGUCACUGGAUGAUCUGAUAAGGCGCAGUAAUGGUGAGAGAGGGAGAGGCCGAGGCCAUGGGAGGGGCCGUGGUUGGGGCCGGGGACGUGGUGGCACCUUUCGUGGAAGGGCAUCAGGGAUGCUAAGUCGAGGGCCUCUCGGAGUUAAUAUUCGGCCAUCUCCAUACACAGUCGCCAAGUCCUUCAGCAAAGCAAAAGAUAUGAUACAGAGGCAUGAUCUAUUUGAUGAUAGCAUGGUAGCUGCUGGGCUUUCAGGAUUUGAAAUGGGUACAAAACUGUACAUUUCGAACUUGGAUUAUGGGGUGUCUAAUGAAGAUAUGAAGGAGCUGUUUUCGGAGGUUGGUGAGCUUAGGCGGUGUGCUGUUCAUUAUGACAGAAAUGGUCGUCCAACUGGGUCAGCAGAAGUGGUGUUUACAAGGAGAAGUGAUGCCUUGGCUGCCUUAAAACGAUAUAACAAUGUUCAGUUGGAUGGUAAAGCUAUGAAAAUAGAAGUGAUUGGAACUAAUUUAGGCUUGCCUGUCACUCCUCGAGUAAAUGUAGUUGGGGGUGCAACUGGGAGACAGAAGAGGACAGUUGUCAUGACGCCAGGAGUUGGUCCAGGUAGCUCAGGUUCAUUUAAUCGUACUUCAGGACUCACCAUUGUAAUUUUCGUGGAGAAUACGGGAAGUUUCAUGACCUCUGAAGAUUUAUUUCUUGAAGAAGUCUAGUAAUUCCUGAAUCGACUUUUGCAUAUGAGUUGUAUCCGUACUUAGCUAUACCUGUUGUUUCUAUCCUGCUUCUGAUAAUUGAAAUUUUGACACUGCAUUUGAAGUUUGAAUUUCUGGCCUCAUGAAGAAAUAUUUGCCCUAAAAUAUGUAUAUAUAUAUAUAUAUAUAUAUAUAUAUAUUAUAGUGGUCCUUGAUUGUAUGGACAUACAAUUCUAAGAAUCUGAUUGAUUUCAGAUCAUGAAUCUAUGCAUUUUGGGACUCACUGGUUUAAUUUGCUUAGAUGAGUUGUUUAAUUAGUUGAUAUCUUGUUUUUCUUUGAAGUCAUGCUGUUAGUGGUUGUGUUUAUUGUCUUCCUAGUGGCCAAUAUUUAUCAUGACUUUUCACUCAUUUUGCUGGUAGUGUGGAAACUCAUAUUUUCUGAUCACCGAUUGACAUGCUGUGCGAUGUGCUAUUUUUCAUAUCAUGCCCCUGGCUGCCAAAAGUUUCCUUUAGCUGGAAUUUGACAUUAAAUUAUAGAGGGCUGUUCUUGGAUUAAGGCAUUCUCGAACUUUAAUGGAUAAUACUAGAUGUAUGACAGAAAUAAGGGACACUACACUUAGGGAAUCGUCUUCAAUGUAAGACAUCAGAGAUGACAGAUUUGGAGGGACACCACACUCGAGGAAUUGUCUUCAAUGUAAGACAUCAGAGAUGACAGAUUUGGAGGGACACCACACUUGAGGAAUUGUCUUCAAUGUAAGACAUCAGAGAUGACAGAUUUGGAUUCAAGAAAGGGAUGGAGUAAGAGGAGAUCUGUUUUGGAUUUUGGAGCAGCUAGAAUGUGGCCAUAAGAAUACAAAUUUGGGCAGUUUUAGGCGCUGGCUGGGAUGGCUAGUUGUUGCAACUGUCUCUUCAGUAGCAGAUUUCAUGUUCUAGGUUUGGUCUAUUCUUAAUGAAAAUCAAUUCUGUAAGCUUGGACUGCUUGCUGGAUUUUAAUGGUUAUAAGUUCAAUUGAGUAAAUUCUAGAUUAAACCUUCUCAAUCCCUAAGUCCUUGCACAGUCAAACGACUCCCAAAUCCUCCCCAGAUCUUUUCUGCUCCUGGAUGCUCAGAAGAACAUGGAGAGGAGAUCUAGCCUGUGGAGGACAGGUAUCAGAUCUUUAAUUUGGCCCUUGGAGGAUGACAACCACUAUUAUUUUUUAGAUACAACCCGUGGGCAGUGAUUGGCUAUCUGCUCUUUGAUUUGACUGUUGGGGCAGAGGAGAAGAAUAAAUGAGGAGUUGACCAACUACUUGCUAAAUCUAGUUGGUCGCAGUGAUUAUGUUGAACAAGAGAAACACUCCCCGGAUCUAGAUGGCAAUAGACUGGUGCUACCAGUUGUGGUUGGCCUCUUUUUGAUGUUGAGUGGCUGAGGGAUGAGAGACCACUAAUGCCAAGGAGCCAAUAAUCCUGGUCUCGGCUUUUUCUUGGCAUCAAGAUACUGAUUGAUUGGAGAUUGAUGGAUGUUGGGCAUUUUGCAAGAUGAGAGUGUGUUGUGAGAUGAAUGAAGGUAAAAGAGCUAGAUGAGAGUUUCAUUUAAUCAAACAUUUAAUUCUAUAUUUUUCUGCUUUCAGUUUUUAGCUAACAUUGCUGGGCUGAAGAGCUGCGGCUGACUUAAUGGUUGAUCUUUGACCUAUGCAAAUUGGACCUGGCAGCAUCCGACCCAAUUUUGGGCAGGCCUAGUUAGGGUUUCAAGUUGGGUCAGGCAUACAAUUUGACGCCUGAUUGUAUUAUAGGAUACGUUAGUUUUGCAAAUGGUUAAAUGGGCCCGACUCAAUCUGGACCAAGGUUCUAAAAGAUAUUUAUUUUAUAGUUUGAAUAUAUUAAACACUAGAUCUCUCUUUUCUAAAUACUUCUCUUGAUCUAAUCACAUCAGUCUCAUCCUUCCCUUUGGCCCUCCGCUCCCUCUCCUCUUUCCUUCUUUGCCAUGUUAGAAUAGGGCCACAUAUUUGGCGUGGAACAAGGAUAGAGGAUUUGCGCUCUAGAUUGGUUUGGCUAGUUUAGGUUGGUCAUCGGCUUGGAAAUUAGUGGUUGGUCUAGGUUUUGGUGAAAGUUUGUAGCCUAAACAUGGGUCUAAGUUGAGCUAGGGCGAGCAUGCUGGUUCUAGAGUGAAGCCCAGUCUCAACCCGAACUUGGCCAGCUCGAUACAUGCCUAGGUUUAAUUGAACAAAAAGGACUCGCAAUGUAAAUAUUUUUUUCGUUAAUUUUAGGCUUUAACCCUACCAUCCCAAAA
Molecule: messenger RNA, 3297 nt
Organism: Phoenix dactylifera (date palm)
Lineage: Eukaryota; Viridiplantae; Streptophyta; Magnoliopsida; Arecales; Arecaceae
Source: RefSeq, a predicted model, not a curated record